UAUCUGGCUUACCAGUUGGGUUUCUGAUAGUCGGAACUCCAGACAACCCAUAAUGGGUGGUAUUUCAUCGUUUGAGUAUAGGUAGCAUCUAAACAUUUCGUGUUGACUACGCGAUAAGCAAGACGCUAGUCAUCACCAGACAGCCGUCGGGCUACCGUAGGCCUAGCCAGCCUAGGGCUUACGCACGCUCUUCCUGGCUCAUGGUAAUUUCGGUUAGGCCCUCUUGGUAGGAAUUCUUAUUCUGCUGAGGACAUCUGUCAACAUUAGCGACGUUUCUUUAUAAGUAUGUGACGACAGCUUCGUUGGAAUUCAUCUUUCCUACACUUUGUCGACUUGCCUCAUCACAUUAGUGGCAUCAAGCGCAUUUGAAUAUACAAGAUUCAAUCCAUCGGCGGAUAAUAUGCAAAACCAAGAUACCUUUGAGCUGUACUCGUUCUGGUGUUCCUCAUGCUGUCAGCGGAUCAUAAUCACAGCUCAUCUCAAAGGCAUCACGCUCAAAUAUAAUUAUGUCGAUCUGAGCGCAAGAGGACAUCAUGACGCAAAAUACAAAGAUGAACUGAAUCCAAGUGCUAGUGUGCCGACCUUGGUUGUGCAUCACCCCGACGGCACCAAGACCAUUAUCAGACAAUCCAUGACAAUCCUCGAGUACUUUGAGGAAAGAUUCCCGAACCAAAGCCCUCUGCUGCCACCUGUCUCAGCUUGGCAGGAUCGCAUCAAGGUACGCGACCUAGUCAACAUCAUCGCGAUCGAUGUUCAGGCGCCUACCAAUUCCCGGAUUGCCAAGCGUGUCAGGUCCGUGCGGGAUAACGUGGAGGAUCAGGUCAGCUUCGUUAGGCAGGCAUUCACAGACGGCUUCCAGGCGUAUGAAGCCCUGAUCUCCGCAUCCAGCAAGUUUUCGUUCGGCGAUGAAGUGUCACUGGCCGAUGUUGUGUUGGUUCCCGCGGUCGAUCAGGCAUUGAUGUACAAAAUGGAUUUGGACUUCGUGCCCAAUCUCCUCAGAGUCUAUCACUCACUAAAAGAGCUAGAGGCUUUCAAAGCUGGAGAUGGAAAGAACCAGGGUGAUACCCCGGAGCAGUUCCGGGCCGCUUCCCAGUAGCUCUGGCCAGUAGGCGGAGAGUCCCAUUCGGCGGGUCCUAUAUGCAUCUGCCGGGACACGUUUGUAUAUACCAUAUCUGCCGCACGAUGAGUUGAUAAUUCUGUAACUAACUGAACAGUUCCAAUGGCGAAUAGAUAAUUUAAUAGAGU
Aspergillus piperis CBS 112811 is the source of this 1245-nucleotide messenger RNA. RefSeq names its product maleylacetoacetate isomerase. Lineage: Eukaryota; Fungi; Ascomycota; Eurotiomycetes; Eurotiales; Aspergillaceae. The record is from RefSeq and is a predicted model, not a curated record. Gene Ontology annotation, molecular function: glutathione transferase activity; maleylacetoacetate isomerase activity. The coding region runs from base 401 to 1096 and encodes 231 amino acids. Gene Ontology annotation, biological process: L-phenylalanine catabolic process; glutathione metabolic process. The transcript has a single exon. Gene Ontology annotation, cellular component: mitochondrion.